GUCAAUAAUAAACAUCAUCAUUCUGUAAUAGCUUAUAGAACAACGAACAAGUUCAUCAUCUACUCCAAACAAGCAAUAAUUAGCUUUUAUUAAGUUUAUAUCAAGCUCAUUAUCAGAAUGACCGAUUUGAUCAUGACUGCUCAUGCUUCAUCGAAUAGGGUUUCUUCCAAACGCCCUCGUCGUCGACGUCCGACCGUCUUCACAGAUUUACAGCUGAGGAUUCUGGAGACCGUGUUCAACGACAACCAGUAUCCUGAUAUCACGACUAGAGAACAACUGGCUUCAAGUCUGCAGCUUAAAGAAGACAGAAUUAUGGUCUGGUUUCAGAACCGUCGUGCACGUGUCCGUCGAGCCUCUCUUGUUUCAUGCUCUGCUCACCAACCAGUCAUUAAGAAAGACGUCUACAACCCUCGCCUUCAACCAUCUAAUGAAGUCGACUUGUCUGCCGUAAGCCGUAAACGGAAGACACCAUGCGACGACGAUGAGGUCAGCCAGACGACACCACCUACAAAGAAGUUGGGCGCCGUGUCAUCCAAGUUCUCCGUCGACUUUCUCGCUAAAAGCAGUCGAUCGACGUCAGAGUCAACGACCGUUUCAUCGGACCAACAUCUUCAAUGUCAUGGCGUCACUCAGCUCCACGGCACGACAUCACGUGACUCAACGAAAGGCGCCACUAGUCCACUGAUGUCAGUAGACUUUCUCUCUCGUAGCAGUCGCUCUCCUUCUCCCUCUAGCGCUGAGUAUCUUCACCGAACACCGUCUUCUUUCUACACACCGAUGGGUUAUCAUCCGUAUGUCUUCUGCAUCAACUUCUAGGCACUGACUGAAUGAACUCACGAACUCUCAAACCAGAAAAAACCUUUUAAUUGCUGUUAUGAUUCUUGCCAAGUGCAGUAAUAUUGACCAUGUUAUUACUAAUGCAUAAAUUGUCCCUAAUGUAAUAUUUUGCCGCACUACUGACAUGAAUAGCAUUGGUCGAAUAAAAUGUUUAAAUUCAACUGUAAAA
Lytechinus pictus (painted urchin) is the source of this 1006-nucleotide messenger RNA. Its product is annotated as diencephalon/mesencephalon homeobox protein 1-like. Gene Ontology annotation, molecular function: DNA-binding transcription factor activity, RNA polymerase II-specific; RNA polymerase II cis-regulatory region sequence-specific DNA binding. Gene Ontology annotation, biological process: regulation of transcription by RNA polymerase II. The transcript is spliced from 2 exons. Gene Ontology annotation, cellular component: nucleus. The coding region runs from base 118 to 816 and encodes 232 amino acids. The record is from RefSeq and is a predicted model, not a curated record. Lineage: Eukaryota; Metazoa; Echinodermata; Echinoidea; Temnopleuroida; Toxopneustidae.